This is a messenger RNA of Trichomycterus rosablanca, 1423 nucleotides long. It is a transcript of the gene tmem82, whose product is annotated as transmembrane protein 82. The record is from RefSeq and is a predicted model, not a curated record. The transcript has 7 exons. The coding region runs from base 120 to 1136 and encodes 338 amino acids. NCBI's taxonomy places the organism in Eukaryota, Metazoa, Chordata, Actinopteri, Siluriformes, Trichomycteridae.
UUUGAGACAGCACUAUCUACACUACUGCUAGCACACCAGCUACUAAUAAUGGUUACUUUAUACACAGGAGAGGUUUUCUAACAGCACUGUGACAUAACAGCAAGUUGGGGUGAAGUAAGAUGUUGUCCUUCAUUUCCUGGUUUGUACCAAGUUUACCUACUUGGCUAACACCGGACAUCAGUCCUUUGGAAUGUAUUUUACAAGGAAUUGUAGGUGCUUGUGGGAUUUAUGUGCUUUGUAACCUUUUAAGAGUUCACUUAUUCAUCGAAACACAAAGUACUGCAGACAGCAAAGAUGAACCUAAGAAUAAGACUGGUCGUAUUGGUGGUCUCACAGAAAGACUUCAGUUCUGGAUCCUGACAGCUACCUUUGGCUUUGUGGGUUCUCGAGUUGCAUCACUAGUGGUGCUUGAGUUUAUUCUUAGAGCAAUUUCAUCACGGUUUCAAUCACCAUCAGACCAGCAGAGUGAUUCUUUACUACAGCUGUUAGUCCAGUGCCAGUUUUCUUUGGGCUGUGCAUUCAACUGUGGUCUUCAUUUUCUCCAUGAGGGGGCGCCACAGGCCUGGCUAAGUCUCCUCCUGGCUGCAGCAUUGAGCUGGUUCUUGGCCAGCCAGUGUUCCAGAUUGUGGAAUCACGUAAUGGUGAUGUACCCAAUACACAGCACCCAGCGCUACUGUGGUGUCUGUAUUAGCCUUCUGACCCAUGGCACCUCCAUUGUACCCUUUCUUUGCAGCGCCUUAAUUCUAACAUUUAGUGUGGCUGGCUUUGCUGCCAUAUCAAGCAUCAAUCAGCAUUUCCUUUCAACUUCUGAGGCCUUAAGGUUCUGGACACCACUCACAAUCUGCUACACUCUUCUGAUUGUCUACAUGCAUGAGGAGCAGAACCGACAGUCCAGUGGCCAGGCUCUUCUGAACGCAGUGAUAGUGCGCCUGGGUGGCCUACUAGUGUUAAUGCUCACUGUGGGUAGAUGGGCAGAUGUGCUUCACAUUCUGGUGUGCUUUAUUGGAGAAGCGACAUGUCUAUUGCCAGCUUAUGACCUACUGAGUGGCAUAUCAAAGGAUGUUGCAGACGUUUCCAGGGAUUAUGUGACAAAUAGAAACCAGAGAAGACAACAAAAAACAGACAAAAAUGAUUGAGCCUGGAAAAGCCACCCAUUUGUAUAACUGAAUAAGUUAUGCUAAUAGAUUCUAUGGUUAAAAUGGCCUCUCUGUUUACCCUGAUAGCACACUGAUUAGGACAUCUGUAUUGUCUAAAUCAUUCAUAUUAACAAUAUUCAAACUGUGGGGCAGGCCCCCAUUGGGGAACUUGUACUUUUGCAAUGAUUUUUAACUAAAAUGUAUAGGCAUUGUAUUAUUCAAGUAUCAUUGUAUUAUUUAUAUAUAAAAAAUACAUUAAAAGGCUGAUUUUUACAUUUAACAGAAAA